Messenger RNA from Guillardia theta CCMP2712, 1773 nucleotides. RefSeq lists its product as hypothetical. The transcript is spliced from 13 exons. Lineage: Eukaryota; Cryptophyceae; Pyrenomonadales; Geminigeraceae. The coding region runs from base 1 to 1773 and encodes 590 amino acids. The record is from RefSeq and is a predicted model, not a curated record.
AUGAAGGAAUCCAUGGCCACCGGCCGCUUGCCCUGCGGUCGCAUGGGACGAAUUCCCUUCCUAUUGAAGUUCGUUCUCCUCGCUCAUCUGGUAUGGAGGCCACAGGCAGGAGCCCGCACAGAGACGUCUCAAGGUCCUCAAGUCGUGCAGACGCCUUCCAUGCAGGAGAGCAGGAGGAGUGAAGCAUGUUGGGUCGGUCUCAGGUUGCGAGGAGGACAGGAAGGCGGGGCAGGGUGGAGCCUGUUGGAGCGCUACGACAGGGCUUCACGUGUACAGCCGGAGGAGGGCUCAGGCAUCGUAGAGGCUCGUGGAGGGGAGCAGCAUGUGGAUGCUGCUGUCAGGCAGAAGCAUGAGGAAGGGAAAGGUGAACGAGUGAGCCCGGGGGAUCAACCGACGAUCCUCAAGGCACGGGGAUAUGCUGGGAUCCGACUUGAACAUGCCAUCGCUCGGCGACGAGUGAUGAAGAUGAGGUCAAGCAACGCGAGCAGGUUGAUGGAGAGCCCAUAUCUCCCUCUCUUCCUGUGCAAAGGUGGCAGAGAUGCUGUCAUUCAGAUGCAAAGGAGGCGCCUGUGGAGACUUGGACUGCAGAACCCGGAGAGACUUGGGGAGGACGAGGGCCCGCUGCUCGAGACUGAGCAGUUGUUCGAGCCGGACAACUUGAUUCGACUCCAGGUGAACGACUGGAAACCCCAUCUGGACGUGGGGGAGAAGGAGCAGACGCUGUUCAUCGACAAGAUGUUGAGAGAGCAGACGGCAGCGGGUCGUCUGAAACUCCUCGUUGAGUCCAGUGGGAAACUUGGAGAGAAGACUAUUGAACAAUGGAGGCGACACCUCAGCAUCAUCUCCCAAAAGAUCCGGGCGCUCCAGGAGCAUUGCGCUGCCUGCGAUUCGGAGGAGGUGGAUCGUGAGGCCGGUUGCACGUUGAAGCAAGUUGAGACUUGCAGCCUGAAUCGUUUUGAAGAUGAAAUCAUGGCUGCCAUCAACAACAUCGACGACGUGUGCUCUGCACUCUACGACUUCAAGGAGGAGGUUGAGAAGGAAGAGAUGGGCGUCCCGGUGGAGUGCACUCAGAGAUACCUCUACCUUGAUAUGGCCAUAAUGGGCUGGGAGUUCAUUUUCUCAUCCCUUCAGGAAGAUUCUCAGGAUUGCAUCUUUGACGGCUCGUUGCUCCCGGAGGGCUUCCCCAGCAACGGCAGCAUCGUCGAGCCGGCAUCCGUCUCCUCCCCCAUCAUCUACAACUUCAGGCUCAAUCACUCCGUCGUCCCUCUCAACAGGUCGAGCAAGCUCAUCAUGGGUAAUGACUCGAACUUCCAGCUCUGCGCCUUUGAGAGUGAGGAGACGGUCCUGGAUUUCGCUUUCCUCCAUUCGACUCUCGGCGACUGCUACUUCGAGCGGGUGCUCGGACCUCCGUACGCCCGCGUCUUCACCCGCGAUGAUCGACAGCAGAACCUCAGGAGGGCGAUGAAGCACUACGACAAUGCCAGACAACUGUUUCUCAUGCAGAACCCUUUACAUUGGGCAAGAUGCAACAUCGGAAUUGCGCAGUGCCUCCUCCACCUCCCCUUCCCCUAUAUCUUGCUGCGCAUUGAGCGCGAGGCGGACGUGGGCAAGAUGAGGUUGGAUGUGGGGGGCAACAGGAAGGGCGACAGGGCGAGAAAUCUGCUGCUGGCCUUCUGCCUGCUCCAUGAAGCCUCCGUCCUCCUUGAGCCUCUCCGAACCAAGCUGUCCGUCCUCAAGGACUGGGCGCAGAGGCAUACAUCCACCGUCAGUUAG